UCGCCACAAAGUUUAAAUAUCCAGUUACCUCAGGCUGGAGUUGCUGCUAAGGCUCCUUAUGUAAGUAUUAUACAUUCUUUGUUUUCAUGUUCUACAUUAAUCUUAUGCCCCACGAAAAGAUUUAAUGACAAACAUGGGAAACAUGGCUAAGGAAUAAUGUUUCCUGGUUUGUCCACCUUUGGGAAACAUGGCUAGGAAGGAAACAACGUUUCCUGGUCUGCCCACCUUUGGGAAACAUGGCUAGGAAACAAUGUUUCCUGGUCUGCCCACCUUUGGGAAACAAUGCUUCCUGGUUUGCCCACCUUCGAGAAACAUGGCUAGGAAGUAAUGUUUCCUAGUUUUCCAACCUUUGGGAAACAUGGCUAGUAUAGGUAAUGUUUCCUGGUUUGCCCACCUUUGGGAAACAUGGUUAGGAAACAAUGCUUCCUGGUUUGCCCACCUUCAGGAAACAUGGCUAGGAAACAAUAUUUCCUGGUUUUCCCACCUUCGGGAAACAUGGCUAGGAAACAAUGUUUCCUGGUCUGCCCACCUUUGGGAAACAAUGCUUCCUGGUUUGCCCACCUUCGAGAAACAUGGCUAGGAAGUAAUGUUUCCUAGUUUUCCAACCUUUGGGAAACAUGGCUAGUAUAGGUAAUGUUUCCUGGUUUGCCCACCUUUGGGAAACAUGGUUAGGAAACAAUGCUUCCUGGUUUGCCCACCUUCAGGAAACAUGGCUAGGAAACAAUAUUUCCUGGUUUUCCCACCUUCGGGAAACAUGGCUAGGAAACAAUGUUUCCUGGUCUGCCCACCUUUGGGAAACAAUGCUUCCUGGUUUGCCCACCUUCGAGAAACAUGGCUAGGAAGUAAUGUUUCCUAGUUUUCCAACCUUUGGGAAACAUGGCUAGUAUAGGUAAUGUUUCCUGGUUUGCCCACCUUUGGGAAACAUGGUUAGGAAACAAUGCUUCCUGGUUUGCCCACCUUCAGGAAACAUGGCUAGGAAACAAUAUUUCCUGGUUUUCCCACCUUCGGGAAACAUGGCUAGGAAACAAUGUUUCCUGGUCUGCCCACCUUUGGGAAACAAUGCUUCCUGGUUUGCCCACCUUCGAGAAACAUGGCUAGGAAGUAAUGUUUCCUAGUUUUCCAACCUUUGGGAAACAUGGCUAGGAGGUAAUGUUUCCUGGUUUGCCCACCUUUGGGAAACAUGGUUAGGAAACAAUGCUUCCUGGUUUGCCCACCUUCAGGAAACAUGGCUAGGAAACAAUGUUUCCAGGUUUGCCCACCUUCGGGAAACAUGGCUAGGAAACAAUGUUUCCUGGUUUGCCUGCCUUCGAGAAACAUAGCUAGGAAGUAAUAUGUUUCCUGGUUUGCCUGCCUUCGACAAACAUUGCUAGGAAGUAACGUUUCCUGGUUUGCCCACCUUGGGAGACAUGGCAAAGGAACAAUGUUUCCUGGUUUGCUCACCUUCAGGAAGCGUGAUUAAGGUAAUGUUUGCUGGUUUGGCCACCUUUGGGAAACAUGGUUUGAAACAAUGUUUUCUGGUUUGCUCGCCUUCGGGAAACAUGACUAGCAAACAAUGUUUCCUGGUUUGCCCACCUUCGAGAAACAUGGCUAGGAACAAUGUUCCCUGGUUUGACCACCUUUGGGAAACAUGGCUAGGAAACAAUGUUUCCUGGUUUAGCCACAUUCGUGAACCUUCAGUAAACAUGGCUAGGAGGUAAUGUUUCCUUGUUUGGCCACCUUCGGGAAACAUGGUCAGGAAACAACAAUAUUUUCUUGUCUCCAUAGAGCCGUGCAGUACUUUAUACUUGUAGCCGUGUAGUACUUUAUACCGUGCAGUACAAUAUUCUUGUAUUGUUCUCCUAUAGCUCUAUCUUAUUGCGUUAAAUGAACCAAUGUCAGGAAAAAUGGGUGGUAUCAGCGGUAUAGAUCAUAAAUGUUGGAAACAGUCCAGACAAGCCGGUCUUCGCGGGACGUAUCGCGCAUUCCUCUCAUCGUAUGCCCAAGCUAUUAAAUCUAUUGUGAGAAGACGAGAUAGAGACUUGCCUGUCGCUAACCGCAAC
This is a messenger RNA of Paramuricea clavata, 2039 nucleotides long. The record is from the annotation of a GenBank genome assembly. NCBI's taxonomy places the organism in Eukaryota, Metazoa, Cnidaria, Anthozoa, Malacalcyonacea, Plexauridae.